Gordionus sp. m RMFG-2023 is the source of this 1170-nucleotide messenger RNA. RefSeq lists its product as uncharacterized. The transcript is spliced from 5 exons. NCBI's taxonomy places the organism in Eukaryota, Metazoa, Nematomorpha, Gordioida, Chordodea, Parachordodidae. The record is from RefSeq and is a predicted model, not a curated record. The coding region runs from base 1 to 861 and encodes 286 amino acids.
AUGCUCAGGCAUGACAAACCCCAGAUUAAAAUAAAAACAGUUCGCAUAAGAAAAAGACCUCUUAACAACGACAUAUGGUCAAAUGUCUCAACCCCAUUUUGGUUAAAUUUACAGGAUGCCCAUGCUGACGAAAAUGGAGAGACAUGGAUUCCGUUGCAACAAAACUUAUUGCCCAAAAGUCAAAUAUCAGUAAUUCUUGGCAAUAUUUUUCACGGGGAUGAUAAGUCAAACAAACAGUACGACCUUCAUUUGCUGAGCAAAAGAAAACGCAAAUAUCAUAAAAGGAGCGAAUCCUUGAUUAAAAAACAUCGAAUUUCAAGGAGCUUGAACGGAAAAUCUUUGAAUUCCACAUAUGAAUUUAACAAUGACUUAUCUAAUAUCAUGGUUAAAAAUAUUAAGUUAUUGGAAUUGGAUAAGAUUCUCUUGUGCAAGCAAUCGAUUUACACUUAUAGAGAUUCUAACUCUUCUACCGACAAUAUAAUAAUAUCCGAUAAAUGCGCAAAUUUAGCCGAUCAAUCUUUUAGAUUUAGCAUACCUUUAGCUUUUCCCUUUAUCCCUAUAACGAUAGAAUUCGAGAUUGAUAAAAACAAUUCGUUGGUGCUAUGCAAUCAUUAUCUGUCUCAUAUGCCAUGUAAACCAAAAAUAUAUCCUUCUAUGCAGCAAGCAAACUUUAAAGCAUUUAAAAAUCGUUGGAGAUUACCAAUCGGACAAUAUUUUUGGAGUUCUUACAAUUUUAGAAUAGCUAAUACUAAAUCACUUUCGAUUUCUUCUGAGGUAUGCAAUUGGACGAAAGAGAGCCUAGGAAAAAAAUAUUCCCAAUGCAAUCUGUUUUUCCAAAGAAUGCCUUGUGAAUCAAUUUAAUAUAUCUCGAGUCAUAUACCAAUGACUUUAUAUUUAUUGAUAAGUUAAUUUGAUAUUGUACACAAAAAUGGAUAAGUAUAAUUUUAUAAAUACACAAAUGAGAUAGAACUUUUUAUGAUAUGUUAUAACCGAAUUGAUUAGCGAUAAUAAUUCUCGAAAUCCGGUCUCUCUCUAUCUCUGAAUUAUCCUCGUCGGAAUCUGCAUGCUCACGCUUCAUAAUAACAAUUGAUGGGGCCUUAAUUUUGGGACUAAAUAUUUUUCUGCUAUGGGUUAUUUUUGGUUCAUUUCUAGUUGAACGUUCUUUUUGAA